UUUUGGUUGUGAAUCAUCAAAGUCGGAAGUAACCGAGAGCUGUCUUUACACCGUCAAAUUUGCACUAUGUAGUUUUACUUAUUCAAGUUCGCUAGACCGUGGGUGGCGACAUCACCGACACCAAUGACGGGCUAACAAACGUUGUAUGCUCCGAUCAUGUAUAAAUACUCCGUGUCCCGCUCGUCAUUUCUCCCUUCUCUUUGCCUCUGCAAUACGUUCACCACUACCUAACAUCUGCUCAGACUGCUCCAUCCAAUUGUAACAAUGAUCCAGCUCGACUGUCGUUUCGUUGUUCUACUCGCGUUCUGCCUCGCAGCAGUGGCCGCCCCUGGUGCUGACAUCGCUCGUAUGCUUGCAAGGGAUGAUAUCGAGAUUCGCGCUGUCAAAGGUACUGGCAAGUCCACUGAACCAAGCUCGGCGAACAAUUACGGGAUCCCAACAUUAAUGCCAAGAAGGGCAAGCAUGUCAGUUGCUAUUCAUGGCGAUGGCCAGUUUUCCAUCACUCCGUUCACUGGUGGCGUGUUUACUUCCGAGUCUAGGCACCCGAUUGUAGCUGCGUCGACUGCAACAGGUGAGGUGACGAUGGCCCGACUUCCAGUGGCGGUGUCAGCGACUCGACUAGCUCCUCGACCGCGGACAAUAUGUGAAUCCGAGUGUGUCAAGUGCCGUGAGAUCGGUGCUAGAUUCGCAAACUGGCCCUACUGGAUGCGUUGCAUGUGUUACGCAUGCGACAACGUCAAUUCUCUACACUGUCAGCUCAGCGACCCCGUAGACGCGUUAGUGGUGUUUUGGUCAACAAAGCUACUUGGUCCUCUUCAACGUCUAAAGCAUCUGAGGGAAUCCCUGGGGUUGAAUCGAAACAUCAUGGGAGGAGGUCUUAAAGCAAAAUACUCUCUACUUCUGGGGACCGAUAUCAACACGUCGACCGACAAUCCAGAAAACAGCAAUGAUGCAGUGAUGCAAGAUACUCAAGUUGACAUCUUUCGCCCGCUUGGGCCGCUAGAUCACCAAAUAUGUGGUCUGAUAAAGGAGACCAUGAAAGGUCUGACUGACCUCUUGGAAGGGUCCCAUUUACCUAACGGACGUGACCGAAUGUGGAGGGCUGACAUAUCUGAUCUCUCUAAUGUAACACCGAAAUCCCACAAAAUGUCUUUCGUAGGAAGAACGGGUGUGGGUAAAAGUAGGGCUAUUAACGCCAUUAUUGGUGCUAAAGUGGUACUAUCCGGUAGCGAUGCGAACACACGAAGUAUUAAAGAGACAACGCAAAGUCUAGACACAGAGCUGCAAGAACUAGAGUUCAAUUUGCGGUAUGGCUGCACAUUCGUGAAUAAUCUUGGAUCAGAUAAAAGAUACAACACAUACUCAGCAAUCAUGCGACGGCAUGGAGAGUGGAGAAACAUCGAUUUCAACCGUGCUCUGACGAAGGACAUUUUCAGCAAUGACUUACUCGUGUAUGCAGACGACCCUGAGAAUUUUCUUAAGCUUUCCGAAAAUUUUGACAACACGCUCAAAAAAAUAUGUAACAGGGCACCAAAAUCCAUCCACUCUCAAAUUACAAAAUCUAGUGAUCUCAUUCAGAACACAAUAAAACCGUCAUUGAACACUGCUCAUCGAGGUUAUCUCACAUCACUUUCUACUGCACAACGAGACUUCAGUAGCGCUGUUCGUAGCCAAUUCCAAGCUGAGCUGGAAGACCACUAUGACAAGGUUUCAAAAGAGCAUGGUAGUGGCAUGUUCGGGCGGAUGAAGGUCCAAAAUAUGCAACGAAGAAAAUAAUGAAAUAGUAUACAACAGUGUCAUUGAUCGAGUUAUGGGGCCAUUAAAUGAGGCCCGUCAAGAAGGGCAACAGCAAAUAGAUAAUACACUUGAAAGACUCUGUUUUACCAUCAGUACAUCACUUGCUUGUGUCCAAGGUAACUCAGCACUAGGGGUGCUGCUCAAGCGACGAAAGUGCAACGUCAUGAAAUCAUUCACGAACAAAUACCAGCCGAGACUGGAGUACUUUCAGAAAGAGGUUGAUAGUGUACUUGAUGAUUUAGCUGGAUGAGCAAGCGAGGGAACUGCCCACCCAGUACCGACUAUCCAGUGAUAGAUAUUACAAUGCCAUUCACCAAAUCGUCUGAUCCCUCGAUGGCAUCCUAGUCACAUUACUGUCGUCCACCGACACGACAUCAGCGAAACUAAUGACAAGCCCUGUCAUCCUCGGUGGAUGGC
Serpula lacrymans var. lacrymans S7.9 is the source of this 2214-nucleotide messenger RNA. RefSeq lists its product as uncharacterized. The coding region runs from base 265 to 1776 and encodes 503 amino acids. Lineage: Eukaryota; Fungi; Basidiomycota; Agaricomycetes; Boletales; Serpulaceae. The transcript is spliced from 13 exons. The record is from RefSeq and is a predicted model, not a curated record. Gene Ontology annotation, molecular function: GTP binding.